Toxotes jaculatrix (banded archerfish) is the source of this 999-nucleotide messenger RNA. RefSeq names its product casein kinase II subunit beta. Gene Ontology annotation, cellular component: cytoplasm; protein kinase CK2 complex. The record is from RefSeq and is a predicted model, not a curated record. The transcript has 7 exons. Lineage: Eukaryota; Metazoa; Chordata; Actinopteri; Toxotidae. Gene Ontology annotation, molecular function: protein kinase regulator activity. Bases 95 to 742 code for a protein of 215 amino acids.
GCGUAUGACCGGAAGACGUAUUUGUCAUCCAGGGAGCGAGGACGAGGUGGGCAAGCUUGCAAGUUAAUGUGUUAGCAAAUCUAGAUAAAGGAGGAUGAGCAGCUCAGAGGAGGUGUCCUGGAUAUCCUGGUUUUGUGGACUGAGAGGGAAUGAAUUCUUCUGUGAGGUUGAUGAGGACUACAUACAGGACAAAUUUAACCUGACAGGCUUAAAUGAGCAGGUGCCUCAUUAUCGCCAGGCUCUGGACAUGAUUCUCGACCUGGAGCCAGAUGAGGAACUUGAAGACAACCCGAACCAGAGCGACUUGAUAGAGCAGGCAGCAGAGAUGCUCUAUGGGCUAAUACAUGCACGUUACAUCCUCACAAACAGAGGCAUUGCACAGAUGCUGGAAAAGUAUCAACAAGGGGAUUUUGGUUAUUGCCCCAGAGUCUAUUGUGAGAAUCAGCCAAUGCUUCCUAUUGGUUUGUCAGACAUCCCAGGGGAAGCGAUGGUGAAGCUUUAUUGCCCAAAGUGCAUGGACGUGUACACCCCUAAAUCCUCCAGACACCACCACACAGAUGGAGCCUAUUUUGGAACAGGGUUCCCCCACAUGCUGUUCAUGGUGCACCCAGAGUAUCGUCCAAAGCGACCCGCCAACCAGUUUGUGCCAAGGCUAUAUGGUUUCAAGAUUCACCCAAUGGCUUAUCAACUUCAACUUCAAGCUGCAUCAAGUUUCAAGAGCCCGGUCAAGACAAUUCGUUAGUAUUCUGCUUUGACAAAGACAGUGGACUCAAAAGACUUUGUCAUUUACUACUUGUUUGAAGCAGUGGAUUAUAUAUUACAAAUAAAUGCCUGUACAAACUCACCUCCGUGUUGAUAAACGCCUUUAUCUGUCAUUUAGUGAAAUAGUGUGACAGUUGAGCAAGUUAGUUUUUUGUAUAUUAAACAUUUUUAUUAUUCUUAAAGGAUCAAUCUCCUGAUUGAUCCUUAAUUGAUGUCAGUUAAUCUUUUCUCAUUAAG